This is a messenger RNA of Paramecium sonneborni, 1139 nucleotides long. The record is from the annotation of a GenBank genome assembly. NCBI's taxonomy places the organism in Eukaryota, Ciliophora, Oligohymenophorea, Peniculida, Parameciidae.
AUGAUAGAUAAUAUUCCUGUAAUCUUGUGCUCUAGUCUCUCAUUGAUAGGAUAAUUACUUAUAGUAAUAUUGUUUAUUUAUUCUAAAAAAUUAAGAUAAGGAUUGAUACCUAGAAUAAUCCUUUAUUUGACAAUCAGUGGAAUAAUUUAAGUAUUUAAUUUAUCAAUUAGACUAUUGGUAUAUUAUGCUCAAGUUUUGAUAAUCUAAAUUGUGCUGUAUUUGCUACUUUUCGAUUGUAUGGAGGAUUAAGUUCUCUUAUAUGGAGUUCGAUUUUUAUUUAUUCAAUAAAGUAUUAAAGUAUUAAUAAAAAAGAUAAUUGUUUAUGGUACUUGGUUAGGAUAGUAAAUUUAAAGAUACAAGAUAGAUAUUUGAAUAGUUAUGUUCUUAAGAAAAUAAAUUUAUAAUAUUUUCGUAUGGAAUUCCAAUAAUUUUGAUGAUAUAUCCUAUAAUGACAGCUGUUUUUUUAAGUGAAAGAAAUACGUAAUACUGUUUAUAUUAUCAUUAAUAAAAUGAUUCAUCGAAUUUAAAAGCUUAGUUAGAUAUUCAAAAAUUAUUAUUUUGGAUUAUUCCUAUUUGUCUUUAUUUGGGUUAUAGUUUUACAAUAAUAAAAUAAAUAAAAUAGCUUUUAGCUGAAGAUGACGAAAAGAAGGAAUUAUAUUGGGAAGUAAAGAAACUUAUUAAAUAAAUUUUUCUAUUUCCAACAAUAACAUUUAUUUGUACUUUUAGUUUUACAAUAGAAGAUAUUUAAUCUCUGUUUUCACACAAAGUAUAAUAUAUAAUUAAAAUAAGGUAGGAUCAAUUUGGACAACAAUUUCAUUUGUAUUUUUAAGUUUUUGGGGUUUUCUUAAUUUUGUAGCUUAUUUGAGUUAAGACCCAGUAAAAUAAUAGAUAUUAGAAUGGUUGGAGAUGGAUUAAUAAAAUCAAUAAAACUAAUAAGGUAAAUAUAAAUCAUAUAUUUAGAGAGUUUCAUAUAGCAUAAUAGCUAUUAGUAGAAGAUGAAUAAGGAAAUACAAGAUUGAGUAUUGGGAGCUAAUGUUAUUAUUAUAAUGAGACGAAUGAAAAAAGUUGUGAUAAAUCAGUUUAAAUGACUGAACCACUUUGAGAAUUUUUUAUUGUGUAAUCAUAUAUUUGUAUGUCUG